AUGGUACAUUUUACAAGUCGUGAUCCACUGCGAAAAAAACAUUAUUGGCGACUUGAUACAAAAGCUAUAACAUUAUUUCAAAAUGAAAAUAGUUCUAAAUAUUAUAAAGAAAUUCCAUUGGUUGAAAUAUUGUCUAUUGAAACUGCAUCUCGUUCACAUACUAUGCAUUGUUUUGAGUUAAAAACUGCCAAUGUUGAUUAUUAUGUUGGAGAAGAUCCUUCAUAUGCAGAUAAUUGUAGCCAAGUUCCUCCACCAGAAAGUGGUAUUGGAGCACAUGUUGCUAGGUCAUGGGAAACUAGUAUUAGACAAGCACUUAUGCCUGUAACUACUGUAUCAACUAGUUCAGAACAGUCUACAGAACCUGAAGAAAAUAUUACAGAUAUGUCUCAGUUAUAUGAGAUUUUUCCAGAUGAAGUUUUAGGUUCUGGACAAUUUGGUACAGUCUAUGGAGGUGUUCAUCGUAAAAGUGGUCGAGCAGUUGCCAUAAAAGUUAUUGAUAAGUUUCGUUUUCCUACAAAACAAGAAGCACAGCUGAAAAAUGAAGUUGCUAUACUCCAGAAUCUUUCACAUAGUGGAGUUGUUAAUCUGGAACGGAUGUUCGAAACCCCGGAACGAAUAUUUGUAGUUAUGGAAAAAUUGAAAGGUGAUAUGCUGGAAAUGAUACUAAGUUCGGAACGUAGCCGUCUUAGCGAAAGAGUAACUAAAUUCUUAAUCACACAAAUAUUAGUAGCAUUAAAACAUUUACAUAGCAAAAAUAUAGUACAUUGUGAUUUAAAACCUGAAAAUGUGCUGCUAAGUAGCGAUAACGAGUUUACACAAGUAAAACUGUGCGACUUCGGUUUUGCGAGAAUCAUAGGAGAGAAAAGUUUCAGAAGAAGUGUUGUUGGUACUCCCGCAUAUCUGGCACCUGAAGUUUUAAGAAACAAAGGUUAUAAUCGAUCUUUAGAUAUGUGGAGUGUUGGUGUAAUUAUUUAUGUUUCUUUGAGUGGUACAUUUCCAUUCAAUGAAGAAGAAGAUAUUAAUGAACAAAUUCAAAAUGCUGCUUUCAUGUAUCCACCUAUCCCUUGGCGAGAAAUCUCAUCAGAUGCUAUUGAUUUAAUCAAUAACCUAUUACAAGUAAAACAAAGAAAACGUUAUACUGUAGAUAAAAGUUUACAACAUGUAUGGCUCCAGGAUUAUCAAACAUGGUGUGAUUUACGAGAAUUAGAAGCAAAAGUGGGAUAUCGUUAUUUAACUCACGAAAGUGAUGAUGCCCGGUGGUUAGCAUAUGGUAAUCAACGUACAUGA
This is a messenger RNA of Habropoda laboriosa, 1287 nucleotides long. It is a transcript of the gene PKD, whose product is annotated as serine/threonine-protein kinase D1. Bases 1 to 1287 code for a protein of 428 amino acids. Gene Ontology annotation, biological process: protein phosphorylation. The transcript is spliced from 6 exons. The record is from RefSeq and is a predicted model, not a curated record. Gene Ontology annotation, molecular function: ATP binding; protein serine/threonine kinase activity. NCBI's taxonomy places the organism in Eukaryota, Metazoa, Arthropoda, Insecta, Hymenoptera, Apidae.